AUGGAGUACCUGGACGGCGCUGCUAGCUUCGGUGGAGAAUGGAGGAGCAAGACGAUGUGGUCGGUGCUGAUGAAACAGAAGCCGGUGAUGCAGAGGCCGACCAAGGGUGAAGAAGUCGCUGAAGAGAAAUUUUGUUCAAGGAGGGGGAAAAGAAGUUUGAUCGAUUUGUUUGGAGGCGUCACUGGUGGAGGGUCGGCCAAGGGCGGCUCUGCUCGGAACUGGGCCUGUCUUCACCUUUUCAUGUACUCUGUUAACCUUGAUGUUGAAACUAUUAUGGUUGCUGGGGGAAUCCAACUACCAUUUACCAGUUUCUUGAUUUUGCAGGCGAUUGGGUGGGGGACCCACAUACCAUCCCUUCCAUAG
This is a messenger RNA of Lactuca virosa, 363 nucleotides long. The record is from the annotation of a GenBank genome assembly. NCBI's taxonomy places the organism in Eukaryota, Viridiplantae, Streptophyta, Magnoliopsida, Asterales, Asteraceae.